Molecule: messenger RNA, 303 nt
Organism: Paracoccidioides lutzii Pb01
Exons: 2
Coding region: 1-303 (100 amino acids)
Source: RefSeq, a predicted model, not a curated record
AUGCCAUCCAAGGGAUCUACCACAGCUUCUCCUCCUACCCCCGCCUCUACACCUCGCAGCUCCUCGGAAUCGAGCAUUGAACGCCUGAAAUCCAUCCUUCACACGGCGAAGAAGCCAUCACCCGCCGAUGCCAAACCAAGCCCGAAGAGCAAGGCCGUUACAAUGGAGGCCCGGGCUGUCUCGUUGCCUGCUACAACGCGUUGGGAAGACGAUGCAUUUUUGCGAUGGUGUAUGGCGUUUGGAUUUAUGAAAAGCGCGACCGGUGCUGGAGGGCUCGCGAGCCCAUUAUUUCUACCGGUUUAA